This is a messenger RNA of Xylona heveae TC161, 1530 nucleotides long. RefSeq lists its product as hypothetical. Bases 474 to 1208 code for a protein of 244 amino acids. The transcript has a single exon. Lineage: Eukaryota; Fungi; Ascomycota; Xylonomycetes; Xylonales; Xylonaceae. The record is from RefSeq and is a predicted model, not a curated record.
AAGCAACAUGGAUCUUUUUUUCUAUUGUUGCACCGCUUUGCGCUCUGGUCCUCGCUCUCAUCUCAUUUCCUUUCCUAGGCUCAUUUUCUCGACCUCCACUAUCAGAGGACGUGCGUUGGUGUCUUAUGCAACCCGCUAGGUAGUGCAUCAUUGUAUCUUUUUUGGGAUCAUGCACGUUUUGCUUUGGCGCGGCGACUGCGACUGCGAUGGCCCAUGAGAAUUGCGGCCCUGGGCAGGCGUCUAUAAGAUUUCCUCGCCGCGCACCAACGCAGCAGAACACAUUCAUCAAUUCCUUGCUACGAAUUGACUGGGCUUUCCCUGCAGAGCUUUUGCAUCGUAUCCUGAACAGCUCGUUGGCGGAGACACAUUACAAGGGAGCCACUUGACCGUCUUCCCUCUUGCUUUGUAUUAGCUAUUGUGUCUUGGCUUCAGCGCCAUUGAGUCUCCAGCAUCCAUCAAAAAAAAAAAAUACAAUGGCAAUCCAUUCUCUUUUCUCGCGGUUUUAUCUGCAUCCGCGCUCUCUUCUCAACGCAGUCAUCUUCGCCCUCUGUCUCGCGAUACUAUUCAGCAGCCCAUCCGCGGCUCUACCUCACUUUUCACCUACUCGCAAGACGCGCACGCUCGGAGACCUGUCCUCCUGCGCGCUCCCUACCACCGCUGGUUCCAGCUCAUUGCCUACACCCAGCACCAGCCUUCAACUCAAACACGUUGCCGUAGGCCGGGGCGUGCAAAACUACACCUGCGCCUCAUCCACGUCUUCAUCCGUGCCCAAGGCAAUCGGCGCCGUCGCCACCUUAUUCACCGCGGAUUUAUUUGCGGAAGUCGACCAACAAGGACUCAAUGACGCAAUGAGCAUGAUUGUUGAGAUGCCCAAUCCGUCCGCAUAUAGCAGCCUCGGGCCCCUCAAUUUGUUCGCCCUCGGCCAUCAUUACUUUUCGGCCGAUGGCACCCCGACCUUUGAUCUGGGCAGCGUGGGUUUCUUCCACGGCGCUAAGCUUGCGGAUAUUCCAGCCCCGGCAAACGCGCCCAAGGGCCAAGUCGGAGAGGCAGCUGUCGACUGGUUGACUCUCGGUGAUAAAGGCGGAAGCACCGGUAUUCUUGAGGUAUAUCGAGUCUGGACUGCCGGUGGGUCCCCGCCAACAACAUGUGAUGGCCAAGAGGAAGUCAUUUCGGUCCAGUAUGCGAGCCAGUAUUGGCUUUUUGGGUAGUGUGGUUGAGCAACAUUGCCAGGGGUCCCGGGGGAGGGCCCGCGGAAAGGUAGAGAAGGGCAGGGUGCGUGUGUGGAGAGGAUCAAUUGACAACGGAGGCUUUUUGAAUUUUAGUUUCAGCAUUUUGUUUUUUUCCUUUCCUCUCUCUUUUCGAAAUUCGGAUUCGGUCGUUUUAUUGCUUUGAUGCAAUCAUACCCACUCAUGUUAAGUCUAUUUUUGUUAUUUACUCUCAUUGAUUAUUAAAAGUUGGAGGAAGGGGGCGAAGGAAGAGCGCGCAAGUGGUGGGACUGGAUGAGGAAAAUAGUGGAUAACGAGAGAUGGG